CAUGGUGCCGGGCGCGGAGCGGCGGCUCUUCCCGGCGCGGUGUCAUCAGCCGCCGCAGCUCCGCUCUUCUUUUCUUCCCCCAGAUCAUCCCGAGACUUUUUUUUUUUUCCCUUUUUUUUCCUUCUGGAUCAGGCAGCCAUCAGCCCCUUCUCUCAGUGUGUUUCUCCAAACAGGUUGAUCCUUGUUAACGGCCGUCGGUUUCUGGAUGCGAUUCCCUGCGUUUGGAAGAUGACGAUGCCAGGAGAGACCGAAUCGGCGUGACUCACUUUGCGAGAGGAGAAACUUUUUCUCCCAUUUGAAGGCACUCAAACACACGCAGCACUUAAAGCUGAAGUUGGUUUCAAAGCUGAAGUCCUCUGCUUUCCCGGGAUUUGUCUGUGUCAAUUUUCAGAAGCUGCUUAUUUUUUCUUUUCCUCCUCCCCGAUCCCCCCCCGAAGGAAACUGUUGCUCUUUGGAAUAGACUUCUUAAAUGUUUGGGAUCCAAGAUACUUUGGGAAGAGGACCGAUUCUGAAAGACAAAUCUCUGGGUUCUGAGAUGGAUUCCGUCAGGUCCUGGGUCAGAAACGUUGGGGUUGUGGAUGCAAAUGUAGCAGCACAAAGCGGCGUAGCUCUGUCCAGAGCCCACUUUGAGAAGCAGCCGCCCUCCAACUUGAGGAAAUCCAAUUUCUUUCACUUCGUUCUGGCGCUCUACGACAGACAAGGGCAGCCCGUGGAAAUAGAGAGGACGGCUUUUGUGGACUUUGUAGAAAACGAUAAAGAGCAAGGCAACGAAAAGACCAACAACGGCACGCAUUACAAACUGCAGCUCCUGUACAGCAACGGUGUCAGGACUGAACAGGAUCUGUAUGUCAGACUCAUUGAUUCCGUCACCAAGCAGCCCAUAACUUAUGAAGGACAGAACAAGAACCCUGAGAUGUGCCGAGUGCUGCUCACCCAUGAAGUCAUGUGCAGUCGGUGCUGCGAGAAGAAGAGUUGUGGCAACAGAAACGAGACUCCAUCGGACCCCGUGAUCAUCGACAGAUUCUUCUUAAAAUUUUUUCUCAAGUGCAAUCAGAAUUGUUUGAAAACAGCAGGAAACCCCCGAGAUAUGAGGCGGUUCCAGGUUGUGCUAUCCACAACAGUGAAUGUUGAUGGGCACGUGCUGGCAGUGUCUGACAACAUGUUUGUUCACAACAACUCCAAGCAUGGACGGAGAGCAAGGAGACUCGACCCCUCUGAAGCCACACCUUGCAUCAAAGCAAUCAGCCCAAGCGAAGGGUGGACAACAGGAGGAGCAAUGGUGAUCAUUAUUGGAGACAACUUCUUUGAUGGGCUUCAAGUAGUGUUUGGAACCAUGCUUGUGUGGAGUGAGCUUAUCACGCCUCAUGCCAUUCGAGUUCAGACGCCUCCACGUCACAUUCCCGGAGUGGUUGAAGUGACAUUAUCAUACAAAUCCAAACAGUUUUGCAAAGGCGCCCCAGGCAGGUUUAUUUACACAGCUUUAAAUGAACCUACUAUAGAUUACGGUUUCCAAAGACUGCAAAAAGUCAUCCCAAGACAUCCUGGGGACCCUGAAAGAUUAGCUAAGGAAAUGCUGUUGAAACGAGCUGCUGACCUAGUUGAAGCACUGUACGGAACGCCGCAUAACAACCAGGACAUCAUUCUGAAACGAGCUGCAGACAUCGCAGAAGCUCUCUACAGCGUACCGCGGAAUCCCGCGCAGAUCCCUGCACUGUCCAGCUCCCCGGCGCACAGCAGCAUGAUGGGCAUUAACUCCUACGGCAGCCAGCUGGGGGUCAGCAUCUCAGAGUCAACACAGGGAAACAACCAAGGUUACAUUCGUAACACAAGCAGCAUCUCACCCCGCGGUUACUCAUCCAGUUCCACACCUCAACAGUCCAAUUACAGCACUUCCAGCAACAGCAUGAAUGGCUACAGCAACGUCCCCAUGUCAAACCUGGGUGUUCCAGGCUCCCCCGGUUUCAUUAACGGCUCUCCAACAGGAUCCCCUUAUGGAAUAAUGUCUUCAAGUCCAACAGUUGGCUCCUCCAGCACUUCUUCCAUCCUUCCGUUCUCCUCUUCCGUCUUUCCUGCUGUCAAACAGAAGAGUGCCUUUGCUCCCGUCAUCAGACCCCAAGGGUCUCCUUCUCCUGCCUGCUCCAGUGGCAAUGGAAAUGGGUUUAGAGCCAUGACUGGUCUUGUCGUUCCCCCGAUGUAAGGAAGAGGCAGCUUUGCUCCUCUCCCUCUUCCCUUUUUUCCUCUUUUUUUUCAUUUUUCUUUUACAGCACAAAACUACUUAUUGUGAUGGACCACUAAAAAGAAAAAAAAAAUAAAUAGCACUACAAGCUCUUUUUGGGGGGAAAGCCAGGCCCAGGAAAUAAAAGGAACAUUUUUUAUGGAUUGGACGAGACAGAAGGCUGCAUCUUUUACCUGUUUGAUAUUUCUGACACAACCACGUCAACUCCUAGAACACUGCGAAUGAAGAAUCAGCCAAGAGCCAGAGGACAAACAACAGUUGGCAGAAUGGGAUCAGAAAUGCAAAGUCUUGAAAGACACGAAACCUUCCUAAGAUUUGUAAAAUAUUAAAAGGAAAAAGAAAUUGGCAAAAAUGAUUCAAGCUUGAUAUUUUGGAUACAAUUUGUUUUACUUUGUAGGGGAAAAAAGUUGAAGUUUCUAUUUUAUAUGGAGCCUUUCAGAUAUCAAUUUAGUUUAUGCAGAAAAAAAAAUAAAAAAAAAAAAUCAACAAAACAGGGUACCAGCAUGAAAGAAUUUCUAGGACAAACUGACACGAGUGAUGGAACUUUGGUGUAUGUGUGUAUUUGCUUAUAGUUUAACCUCUUUAAAAAUGUAAGAUGUUUUACAAUUAUUUAAAUAAAUAAACUUGUAACUUAUUGUAUGUAGAGGUAGAAAUUAAACCUUUUUUGGAUUUUUUCCUCCAGUUGUACAAUGAAGAAAAAUGAUGCAAAAAUGUAGUGACAAGUUCAAGAUAUAUUACUGCUGCGGUCGCUCCUCACUUCUUCCCUCUUAGUGAAUCCAUGUGCAAGGAUAUCAUAGGAUUCUUUCUGAUCAAUUAACAAAAUUGUCAGAAACUGAUAAACACGUGAUGAUAUACAGAACACUGAUUCACGUACAAAUUUUCAUCCUCCUCCUCUUCCCCCCCUCCUGUGUUUUGUUUCAAUUAAGACAUUCAGGUACUAAGAUGAACUGGUAAGUUUCAAUGACCCCAUUGGCAAACGAGUGGCACACGUAGGGAUUUGAACCAUUUGGAGUCUUCACGAGGUACUGAGUUUACUUUAUACACUCAGUGUAUGAACUGGGGAGAGAAAGAGUUCUCUCAAACAUUGUUCUUCUGUGCAGUUGGAACACUUUGCAUUCAGUUAUACUUCGCGUUAAGGGCGCAUUUGUAAAGGGAAGAUACGUUUUUGAAUAACUUAUGCACUUUUAUCUUGAGUCAUUCCCAGCGGUAAGUAUUUUCCAUUUAUACACUAAAGUUUGUAGAAGCAUCCAGUGUGAUUUUUUUCUGCAUUUUGGCCUAAAACUGACAUUUAGUUCUCCUUUGCUUCUCCCUUCCUGAAGUUGGAAGGUGAGAAUGUAAGGAAAGCAAUCACAACUUAUCUGAUAAAGCAGAGACCACUAAAAAGAAAUUGAUUUUGUUGGAAAGCCAUUUUUUUGAGGAAAAUAAAAGUCAGCUACACUAUUUACUCCCUACUAAAACACCAUUCACAGCUGCAUGAAUAGUUGUUCCUAUGAUAGCAUCUUUCUGUUGAUAAAUAAAUCCUUAAUAUAUGGUCCCUAAAACUACUUGUCCAAUGCCCAGUAUUUUUACCAAUACAUUAAAUAGUAUUCUUGUGAUUCAACAAUUUGUGGUAGAUGAUGUUCUCCAUCUUGAGUCCAUCCUGAACUGGACAGCUGGGACAGCAAUGGCUGAGGCCAUUUGGAGCAAAUUUGGAUUAGUAAUAGAUUAGAAGGUCUCUGUGGUUCAGAGCCAGCUGCAGCAAUCAGUGCCUGAAGCUCGGUAUUGUGUGGUAUGAUUGUCAUAGGCUCCCACCUUACAGACAGGUUUUGGCACAGGACUGCAUUCUGCAAACGUGUAAAAUCAUUCCUGUAAAUAGCCUGGUGCAGGGAAGCUGACUUCUUGGGACUGCACUUCUGGUUCAAACUGCUAAAAACGGGGCCUCCUCAAAGCUUAAUUUGGUGAAGCAUACAGUUCACCUUCUGAGAAAUGCAUUUGGUUUACAGACAUGUUAGCAGGAUGUGUUUCUAAACCGGAAUGCAGCACAGCAGGGAAGCCAGUGGACUGCAAAGACAAUGAAUUGAGCUAUUCCUAUGGUUCCUGAUGGUGAUCCUCCUAUUGGGAAGCAGCUCUGUGCUGCUCCUGACUGCUGUGAUAUUUCAGGAGGGCUUCUCAUGUCAUAUUUUAGAAAGGGAAGAGAGAGGUUACUGUCCUCUAAAACUCAUGGCCCAAUUUAUCAGAAAAAGUAGCAAUUUAAAGCAGCUUUACAAAGAAAUUUGCUGGGAAUAAUGUGCUUUUAAGAAGCACAGAUACAGUUAGUUAGAGUCUUACAGCCAGGAUACUAAGAAAGUGUCUCAUUCCAGAAAAGAUGAAAGAAAAUAACUCACCGUUUAUCAUGGUUGCAAGUUCAUUGACACUGCAGGUUCUGUGCAUGUCCUUCGUGCCAUCAAGGAAGGAGAAACCACUGGAGGUCAGCAACACAACCAGCAUUGAAUCCAAGAACUCCUGAAAUACGAAAGAAUGAGUCUUACCAGACUUGUUUCCAAUAGACCAUCUCUGUUCCCCCCACUCUGAUGUACUAAAAAAUUUUCCAGCAACUCCAAUGCAUAGAAAUACUGCAUUUUUUUCCCCAGUCUCCCUUUCUCUUCAGGCUACUUUCUAAUUUUAUCCCAAUGAUACUCAAAAUUCCAUGCCCAGGAAACGCUCCAGAUACAAACUUCUAGAACACAGCCUGAAAGGCAGCACCUUGCUUCCUUGAUCCCUCAUAUUUUUAACAAACAUGUUCCUUUCACAUCUCAGUUACUUUCAUUAGCUCCAUUCAGUCCCACAGCUGGGGGAGCUGUGAGCCCAAAGGAAAAGAAAACCUCCCCAGGAAGGCACCUCCAGGGCUCUCUAUGGGACAAGAACCAAGUCUGGCUGCCUGAGACAUAAUUUAACGGGGUUUGAUUUGAGCCAAAAGAAUGAAAGAAGUCAACAUAGGAAUGAUUUAGAACACAAAUUUCGCUCACGCAUGUAAAUCCUUGUAUUGAAACGAGCAUAGAAGUUACCAGUAGCUUUACAAAGAGAAAAGGUGUGUAAAUAAAUACAAUCAAAAAAAUCCUUGAGCGUGAAUGGAGGACAUUGGCAGUGGCAAAAUACCCAGCAAAAAGGAAAAGGAAAUGUAAAAAGAGAUAUAUAUGUAAGGAUUUUUUCCAAUGUAAUAAGCAAAUCUGUCCUCUUUUAGUUAUUGCUGUUUAAUAUUCCCAUAUGACUUUCCUUUUUGCCACUAGAAAGAUGAAAGUGUCGCGAUAGGUAAUUACAGAUCCUAUCAUAACUUUGAAAGAGUACAUUUUAUUUCAUUAUUUAUCUUGGUAUAGCAUCUUACUCUCCCUAUUUCUUUGCACACUUCCAAUAUGCAUGGUUUUUUAAAGACCAUUUUCUCCCUUCUGUAAAUUAAGGCCUCAUUUCUCCCUACUGUAUAGUUUUGGGGUUUGUUUGGGGUUGGCUGGUUGAUUUUUUUGGUUUGGUUUUGUUUGGUUUUUUUUGCUUUGUCAGUUACACUCAGUAUGAAGUUGCUAUGCACAGAGCUUUUGUAAAGAUAGCAUUUUUUUGUUUUGUUUACUGUUUUUAAUGGUCCUACUUAUGGAAGAAUAUCUUGUUUGUAAAAUGAAUAUGUCUACUUCCGUUUUAAACUUUAAAUUAUCCUAACAAAAAAAAUAAAAUUUUUGUACUGUAAA
Molecule: messenger RNA, 5928 nt
Organism: Lagopus leucura (white-tailed ptarmigan)
Lineage: Eukaryota; Metazoa; Chordata; Aves; Galliformes; Phasianidae
Gene: EBF2
Product: EBF transcription factor 2
Exons: 16
Coding region: 470-2197 (575 amino acids)
Biological process (GO): regulation of transcription by RNA polymerase II
Molecular function (GO): RNA polymerase II cis-regulatory region sequence-specific DNA binding; DNA-binding transcription factor activity, RNA polymerase II-specific
Source: RefSeq, a predicted model, not a curated record